AUGGCGCCCUCAAAGCAAGCACCGGGCCCCAUCUAUGCUAAGGACGAGAAGGUCCUCUGCUUCCACGGGGACCUGAUGUACGAGGCCAAGAUCACAGAUAUCCGCAGUGCCGCAGACCCCGCCAACACCAACGUCGCGACCAUCAAGGCCGACGACGCCCAGUACAAGGUCCACUACAAGGGCUGGAAGUCCUCGUGGGACGACUGGGUCCUCCAGGACAGAAUUCGUAAGUUCACCGACGACAACAAGGCCCUGGCCACCCAGCUGCAGCAGGCCGCCCGCCUCCGGACGGCCGGUGGCAGCAAGAGUGCGAAGAAGGCCAUCGGCAAGGCCGUCGGCGGUGGCGACAGCGAGAUGAGCUCCGCGCGAGGCAGUGAGGAGCGUGCUGCUAUGAACAGCUACGCCGGUAGAGGUCCGCGAAGAGGUAGAGAUUAUGAGCUCGAGAGUGGGUUGCCGGACGCUGCGCACCACAUCAUCCUCAACAAAUUCACAAAGAAACCCCCUCGCUACUUGAUUUACGUCGAACAGCGCAGCGGUCAUUCUGGUACGCAGGUCGAACACCGUUGCCGCAGCGGCCAUCAAAACCCCACGACAACAUUGAGUGUUCUCACCUUUGAUCAACUCCCCAACUUCCCCCACCGAACCUCAGGCUUGUGA
Molecule: messenger RNA, 657 nt
Organism: Neoarthrinium moseri
Lineage: Eukaryota; Fungi; Ascomycota; Sordariomycetes; Amphisphaeriales; Apiosporaceae
Exons: 2
Coding region: 1-657 (218 amino acids)
Biological process (GO): chromatin organization; regulation of DNA-templated transcription
Cellular component (GO): nucleus; NuA4 histone acetyltransferase complex; Rpd3S complex
Source: RefSeq, a predicted model, not a curated record